Fimicolochytrium jonesii is the source of this 891-nucleotide messenger RNA. Its product is annotated as MT-A70-domain-containing protein. The record is from RefSeq and is a predicted model, not a curated record. Gene Ontology annotation, cellular component: RNA N6-methyladenosine methyltransferase complex; nucleus. The coding region runs from base 1 to 891 and encodes 296 amino acids. Gene Ontology annotation, molecular function: mRNA m(6)A methyltransferase activity. Lineage: Eukaryota; Fungi; Chytridiomycota; Chytridiomycetes; Spizellomycetales; Powellomycetaceae. The transcript has 6 exons.
AUGAAGCCUCGAUCUCAUUUGUUCCGUCCAAUUUCCAAACAGCUCCAUUUCCGCCGCAUCCUCCAACCCCAAACCGACCCCUCCCUCGGCGACUGCUCCUACCUCAACACCUGCCACCGCAUGGACGUGUGCAAGUACAUCCACUACGAGCUGGAUGAGGUUGGGGGCGUGAUUGAUAUUCAGCGGGCUAUUCCGGUUUCGAGGGUGGGCAAUCCGCAUCCCGCACAGUGGAUUCGAUGCGAUGUGCGCACGUUCGAUUUCAGCGUUGCUGGGAAGUUUUCUGUUAUCAUGGCAGACCCACCAUGGGACAUCCACAUGAACCUCCCCUACGGCACCAUGACCGACGACGAGAUGCGCGCGAUGCCCAUCAGCGCGUUGCAGGAUGACGGCUUCAUCUUUUUGUGGGUAACUGGGCGCGCGAUGGAGUUGGGGAGGGAGUGUUUGCGGAUCUGGGGAUACCAGCGAAUCGACGAACUGAUCUGGGUCAAAAUCAUGCAACUCCAAAAACUCAUCCGAACCGGUCGAACCGGGCACUGGCUCAACCACAGCAAAGAACACUGCCUAGUCGGCAUCAAAGGCCGCCCGCGGUACCACAAUGUCGGGAUCGAUACGGAUGUAUUGGUUGCGGAGGUGCGCGAGACGAGCAGGAAGCCGGAUGAGGUUUAUGGGAUCAUUGACCGGCUUUGUCCGGGGUCGAGAAAGAUUGAAAUAUUCGGACGAAUGCACAACACGCGCGACGGCUGGCUCACACUCGGUAACCAGCUGGACGGGGUGCGGAUUUCGGAGGAGGAUAUGCUUGAGCGGGUGAGCGGGUUGUCCCACCCUCUGCUUCCUCCAUACGUCUCUGCUUUCCAUUUGGGCUCUUGCUUCACUUCAUCGCUCAACAGCUGA